AUGAAUAAUUCCUAUGAUAAGUCAAAUGUAGAAGGUUCAACAGUAAAUGAAGAUACUGAACAUAAAGAAAAUUUAUCAUAUAAAAUAAAUGAGGAAUUAUAUUAUUCAGGUGUUAAACAUAUCCAUAGCUCUAAUAUUGAUGAGAUUCAAAAUGAUGAUGGCAAUGUUGUGUUUCCAUGUGAUACUAAUCAUGCACAAAUAAAUUGUGAAAAAAUAAAUGAUAAUGGGAAUGUAGACUAUACGAAUGAAUAUAAUAUGAGUAAUGUAGAGAUGAAUGGAGGUAAUUAUAUGAAUAAAGAAAAUAUAAAUAUGGAAAAGAAAGUUUGUGGUGAGUAUGAAAAUGUGAAUAUUUUUCAUAAUGAUAAUCCUAUGAACAAUUCUGUUAAUAUUAUAGAAAAUGAAAAUAUAUUAUUAAGAAAUGAAUAUAAGGAAUGGAAAAAACCUCCUAACAAUAGGAUGAAUAAUAAUAUAGGUAAUAAUGGUGGUAGUACUACAAGUAGUCAUAAUAAUAAAAAGAAGAAAAAAAAUGUUACGUUUAGUGAUGAUAAUAUGUAUAAUAUAAGUUAUAGAGAUGUAAAUAACAAUUUGAUUAAUUAUUAUAUGGAUAUGAAUAAUACUAAUAAUUUAUUAAAUGAAAAUAAAUGUAUGACAAAUGUGAAUAAUGUGAAUAAUGUGAAUAAUGUGAAUAAUGUGAAUAAUGUGAAUAAUAUGAACAAUGUGAAUAAUGUGAAUAAUGUAAAUAAUGUGAAUAAUGUGAAUAAUGUGAAUAAUGUGAAUAAUAUACCUAAUGGAUAUUAUAACAAUGAAUUUAAAACAGGGAAUUAUCAAAUUGUCAUGAACCAUAUGAAUGAUCAUAUGAACUAUGUGAAUAACACAGAUAUAAAUGGUAAGGGAAGGUAUAAUAUAAUAAGCUUAAAACAAAACAACUCAAACAAUAAUGUAAAGAAGCUAAAUAAUAAUUAUAUUGAAUAUGAUAUAAACAAUAAUUCUGGCAUCUAUGAAGGUUGUGAGAAUAAUAACAUAUAUAAUAAUAAAAAUAAUUAUUUGAAUUCAUAUAUAGGAAAUAUAAACGAAGAUGAUAACAAUGGGAAUAAUAUAAAUAACAAUUUUGUUGUUAAAUAUUUAAAAGAUUUAGACAAAAUUUAUCAACUUAAAAAACAUAAUAAGAAAUUAGAUAACCACAAAAAUGUAAACAAUUAUUAUAAUAUGUUAGAUUUAUUAUAUAAUUCUUGUAAGAAAAAAAAAAAUUUAAAUGAUAAAAGAAUAAGGGCUCUAUUAUAUAUAUUCAAAUAUAUUAAAAAUUUAGAAAAAAAAAAAGAGCACAAUAAUGAAGACAUAUUUGAUAUAAAGACACUAAAAAGAUUAAACAAGCAGGUGGAUUUAUAUAUUGACUUGUUAGAAAAAAGGAAGUAUAAAGAAGAUAUGCAUAUAGAAUUAAAACAAGAAAAAAUGAACACAAACAGGAACAUGAACAAUAAUAAUGAUAAUAAUGAUGAUGAUUAUAAUGAUAAUAAUAAUAAUAAUAAUAAUAAUAAAAUGAAUUAUCGCAAAUUUAAACAUUUCACUGACUCAUAUGCACACAAUAAAUUUAUAAAUAAUAUUAUGAAGAAAAAAUGUGAUUUAUUUUUUAAAUCUAAUCGUAAUAAUAUUAAUGUUCAAUCUCCAGAACAAAAUUUCUAUUUCAAUCAUUCACUGAAAAAAGUUAAUUAUAUAAAUAAUUUGUUGGUGUAUAUACACUUUAUAGUAUUUAAAUAUAUCACGCUUUAUUCCAUAAAUGAAUGGAACGUCUUAUUGUUCAAGGAUAUUGAUGCUUAUAAUGUUUGUGGGAUUAAUAAGGAUCAAAGUUUAAAUAAGACAUCGGCGAGCAUAGUAUCACCUGACAAUAUGGGAGAUGUGAAUAAUGUAAUUGAGGAUGAUAAUAAAGGUGACCAUCCUAAUAAUAAUAAUAAUAAUAAUAACAACAACAACAACAACAACAACAGCAACAACAAUAACAAUCAUGUUAAUAAGGAUGAUACUAAUGGGGAGGGUGCUAUAAGUGCACAAAUAAAUGAUCAGAAUGGUUUAGCACAAAAUAAGAGCACAUGUGAAAUUCCCUUGAUGGGCAAUUUCCAUUUAGAUGAUUAUAAAAUAGAAAAGUUGAACCCUCUUAAUAUGAAUGAAAAUAAUACAAUAGAUAUAAAUUAUUAUGAAUAUGUAAUUGAACCGUUUGAUUUUUUAUUUUAUGACCAGGUUUAUAACGAGAUAUAUAAUUAUUUAGAAAUGUUAAAAAAUCAAAGUUUAUUUCAAAACGAUGAAAACAAUAAUAAUAAUAAUAAUAAUAAUAAUAACAACUUUAGUGGUUAUAAUAAUUGUGGUGAUGGUAAUUCUCAAUAUAUAAGACAGUUACCUUUUCAGUAUUACGAAUUUAUGGAAAUUUUAACAAAAGAAGUUAUAAAUGUACGUGAUUUAAUUUAUCGUAAUAAAUAUGUAAGAUAUCUUUUUUAUUACAUUUAUAGAAACAAUAAAAAUAAUUUACUAGAAGGUAUAAACAAAAUAUUUUUUUUAGAAAAGAAUAAAGUGUUAUUAUAUAAAAUACAAACAAAAUUAAGAUACAACAUUUUUGUGACGCGCUUUUUAGAAAACAAUGGUUUGUCUACAACAAAUGAAGAGGAAAAAGAAAAGCAAAAAAAAAUCAGCUUUGUAGAAGCAAAGAAUAAAUUAUUUGACAGUAUGUUUAAUGAAUAUAAUAUAUAUUAUAAUGAGUAUAUGAAAAAUGUUGAAAAAUAUAAUUUGGUUAAAAAGAAUGUUUUUAAUAUUGAGGAAAAAAAAUUUACCUAUAUAAAAAAAAAAAUUAAUAUAUAUUCGGAUUAUUUUGAACAUAUGAAAAAAAAGUUGGCUGUAGAAAAUUAUAUUCCACAUGAACGUUUUGAGGAAAAGAUUGAUGAGCACCAAAUUGGAAUGAAUAAUGAUAAUAAUGAUGAUAAUGAUGAUAAUGAUAAUGAUGAUAAUAAUAAUAAUGAUAAUAAUAAUGAUAAUAAUAAUAAUAAUAAUAAUGAUAAUAAUGAUGAUAAUGAUGAUAAUAAUAAUAAUGAUAAUAAUGAUGAUAAUAAUAAUAAUGAUAAUAAUGAUGAUAAUAAUAAUAAUGAUGUGUUUAAAAAUAUUAAUUUGGUAGAAUAUGAGAAAGAAAAAAUUGAAUUUGAUGUACCCUUCAAUUAUGUCGAAUUUUUAUACGAUAGGAAUUAUGCGUUAAUUAUAAAUAGUGAAAAAAACAAUUCUAGAAAAUUAAAAGCUGCAUAUAUAGUAAAUAAGAAUUUAAAAAAUAAAGAAAAUAUUUUAAUAAUAACAUCUAUAUUAAAUAUAAUGAAAUGGAAAAGUUUGUUUUUUACAUUUAGUAAUAUAACAAUAUAUAAAAAUGAAGAAAAUAUAAUUGAGAAUAAGGUAGAACAUAGAAAUAAUAAUUUAAUUAUAUGUAUAGAUUUUUUGCCUAAAACUUUGAAUGUUACAUGUGAUAUUAUUAUAUUAGAUAUGUGUCAUUUUAAUAUAAUAAAUCAAAUUAGUAUAUUGAAUGAAUUGUGUUUUUUAAAUUAUAAAAAAAAAAUAUUAAUAUUUAAUAAUAUAUGUGAUAAUUGGAAUUUUAUAUCGUCCUUAUUUUUGUUAAAUAAUCCAUUUUUUAAUAAAUGUUUUUUUGAUAAUAUCCAGAUGAAUUAUAGUGAAGAUGAUAAGAAAAGUAUAAAUAAUAUGAUGUUAGAUUUUAUUUUUCAUUUUUGUAUUUUGAAUAAACAAAAGAAUGUAUUUUUAAUAAAAGAUCAAAUAAAAGAACAAAAUAUAAAUCUUAAUAUAAAAGAUGAUGAACAAUAUGAUAUUUGUAAAAAUAAUGAUAAUAAUAAUGAUGAUAAAUUAUUACAAUUAAAUAAUGAAAAAGAAAUAAAAAAAAAGGCAAAUUUGUUUUUUAUAUUAACAUAUAUGAGUGGUGUACAAAAAUGUAUAUAUGAUCAUGCUGAUGAAAAACAUAAAAGAGAUACAUGUAUACAUCCAUUAUUAUUGUUAAAUGAAGACUUAUUUUUACUAAAAGAUUUUAAUAUUUCAGAAAAAUUUGAAAUAUUAAAAAAUAUUAUAAAAAAAUGUAUCUUAAUAAAAAAGAAAAUUGUCAUAUGUUAUUCUGGAGAUGAAAAAAUAUUGAAACUUAUAAAAAUAUUAUUACAUUUAUAUGGAUUAAAUGAUUUUAAUGCAAUUACAUAUUUUACAUUACCUAACAAUAAUCAAGAACAAAAAGAAAAUUCAAAUAAUCUAGAUAUAUAUGAUGUAUCCAUAAUAAUUAAUGAUCAUAUAUCCUUCUUAAAAUAUUUCAAAAAUGUAGAUAUAACAUGUUAUUUUUUAAUAUCCACAUUUACCAAGGAAGAAGAUGAAUUAUUACAAUUAUAUGGUCAUGAAAUGAAAGAAUUAUAUUUUUAUAAAAAAAAAAAACAAGAAAUAAUGAAAUCAAAUAAAUCACAUAGAGAUUCCUUUUAUAGAUAUUAUUUAAAUAAUCUUAUAUCUGAUACUGAUGAACAAUUCUUAAUGUUUAAUAUUAUUGAUCAAAAGGAAAAAAUAUAUUGUAAUGUUAAUUACAACGAGAUGGUCUUACCUACAUGUUUUGUUUCCUCUAUUUCGGACCCCCACCAGGCCACUCAAUAUUCCGAACACUGGAAGGAUAUAAAGGAUGCUCAUAACUUCUGGAACUUUAACACGUUUAGUAAAAACAAAAUAAAUUUUUACUUGAACAGAAAAAAUACAAUAUAUGAUAAAUAUGAAAAUGUGGUAAGUCCAAUAUCGGAGGAAUCAAUAGCACCGCCACAGAUUUAUUAUUAUUUGGAAAAUCCCAUGAAGGAGAGAAAUGUUUUCAAUGGUUGCAUAUCCGUAGCAUUAGAAGACAUAAUCCAAGAAUUGAAUAGAAAAAAGGAACUUAACGAUUUCGAUGAAAUGAAAAAAAAUGUUUUAUUAAAUAUACAGCAGAAAGCUAAUAAAAAACAUUUCACUUCUGUUCGUAAAGUCGAAAAAAUUUUAUCCAAAUUUUUAGAAGAAAAUAAAAGUAAAUCCUUUGAUCAGUUUUUAAAGGGUUGUGAAGCAUACGGACAGAUUAUAAGCAAGUGCAAAGAAAAAUUAUUUGUUACCUUCAACAAAACAUACAACGUCCAAUUUAAAAACUUUGAAGAUUUCUGGUGUGAUGAUGAAAAGAAAAGAAAAGAAAAGUGGAAAAAAUUAUGGGAUAUGAAUGAAAAAAAUGAAUAUGAGAAGGAAAGCAAUUUAUUGUUCAAUGUGUGUAAUGAAAAAAGUGAUUUAACUGAUUUUUCUAAGAGUAGUAGUUUUGAUAAAUCAAAAGGUGAUGCAAAUUUAAACGAAAAGAAAAAUUUUAGAAUAAGAUUAUCAUCACAAUUAUUAGAAGAAAAAGAUCUGGAUCAAUUAUAUCAUGGAAACAAAAAAGUAUGUUUGUUAAAUGAUUCUACUGAAAAAGAUAAAAAGACAUGUUUAUACAAUGAAAGAAAAGAGGAAUGA
Messenger RNA from Plasmodium reichenowi, 5514 nucleotides. RefSeq lists its product as hypothetical. NCBI's taxonomy places the organism in Eukaryota, Apicomplexa, Aconoidasida, Haemosporida, Plasmodiidae. The transcript has 4 exons. Bases 1 to 5514 code for a protein of 1837 amino acids. The record is from RefSeq and is a predicted model, not a curated record.